Messenger RNA from Oncorhynchus kisutch (coho salmon), 4629 nucleotides. Its product is annotated as glypican-5. Gene Ontology annotation, cellular component: extracellular region; plasma membrane; cell surface. The record is from RefSeq and is a predicted model, not a curated record. The coding region runs from base 253 to 2064 and encodes 603 amino acids. Gene Ontology annotation, biological process: regulation of protein localization to membrane; positive regulation of canonical Wnt signaling pathway; cell migration. Lineage: Eukaryota; Metazoa; Chordata; Actinopteri; Salmoniformes; Salmonidae. The transcript is spliced from 9 exons.
CGCAGUCGAACAGCGCCUGUGUUGAGAGUGGUACAUCUACAAAUCUUAGUCCACAAUACCGUCUCAUAUAAACUCAGUGUGGGAUUGCCUUUAUGCACAAAAAACAAUAAUGUGAGAACCCGAUGCAGACGUCGUAUCAUGGACGUUUAAUAGUAUCAACUGCUACUUUUUAUUUGUGUCAUACAUUUUUUAACAGACCGUGAAAUCAUCGAUUUACACUAAACCCACGGAUACCUGGAUUGGGAUGCAGCAAUGUCCCGAGGAAUAUGCCCACGCGUACAUUUCUGGUGGAUGUUUUCAGUUCUGUUUCUGGUGAAAGUAGUGGAUGUUGGGGCAUACAGCUGUCAUGAGGUGAAGACCGCUUUCCAGGUGCGACAGAUCGGCCCACUGAAGUGGGUACCGGAGACUCCUGGGACAGAUGUGGAGCUGUUGGUGUGUAAGCACCAGGGCCCGUCCUGCUGCACCCGCAAGAUGGAGGAGAGCUACCAGGUGGCGGUGAGACGAGAGACCCUCCAGAAUGUCCGCUCCUACAGCUUCGAGCUGAAGUACCUCAUCUCCGGCCACGCUACCGCCUUCCAGGACACCUUCCAGUACCUGCUCUCCUUCUCCCAGGGCCACCUCUCAUCCCUGCUAGAGGACACCUACUCGCCCCUCUCCCGCGAGGCCCUCCCUCAUGUCAACGCCCUGUUCUCUUCCCUCUCCCUUUACAUCCGCGGACACAACCUCUCCCUCGAGGCCGCAAUCACACGUUUCUACGACAACCUCUUCCCACUCGUCUAUGUACGCUUGGUCAACCCCGGCAUGGGCGCGGCGGGCAAGAGGGGCGAGUGUCUCCGCGCGACCCGGCAAGACGUCAACCCGUUUGGCCCUCAUCCCGAUACGCUUGCCCAAGAACUCAGGCGCGCCCUGGGCGCCGGGCGAGCCCUAUCCCUCGCCCUCGCCGAAGGCGCCAAGGUCAUGAACGCCACAGAACACGUUUCCCUCACCAAAGAGUGUUUACGGGGCUUGACCAAGAUGCAGUACUGCUCGCACUGUCGCGGGCUGACGCUUAUCAAGCCGUGCAUGGGCUACUGCUUGAACGUGAUGCGCGGUUGCUUGGCGAGCGUGGCCGAACUGGAUGGGCCGUGGCGGAGGUAUGUGGCGGCACUGGAGGAGCUGACCCAUGCUGUGGCUGGACAACACAGCCUGGAGCUUGCCCUGCUGGGGGUCAGGGGGCACGUGAACGAGGCUAUACUCCAUGCACAGCGCCACGGGCCAACACUGACCGCUACGGUAGAUAAAGUGUGUGGUCUGUCUGGUAAGGAGCCCACCACCAGCAUCCACCCUGACCCCACCCCAGAGUUCACAACCCCUACAGUGACAUCAUCAACCGCCCCUCCCUCUAUCAUCCCCUCCAUUCCCCCACAGGAACAGCUGAUGGGAAACCUUGCCCACCUGAGGAGUUCAUUCACCCUGAAACACUCCAGGAAUGAUAAACCUAGAAGUCUGAAAAAGAUCUCUAGGGAGUUUCUGAGCUACGUCCAGCGCUACAAGUUGUUCUUCGCGGUGCUGCCAGAGAUGCUGUGUGAAGGAGAGACGGUGGUGGAGGACUUCACCUGCUGGAGCGGAGACGACGUGGUGGAGAGUUAUACAGGCAGAGUGGUGGGGAACGGUCUCCAGGCCCAGAAGCAGAACCCAGAGGUCAAAGUUCGCAGCCCUAACCCCGAACUGGCUGAGGUCAAGGAGAGGCUGGAGCGCUUCAACCAGGUGAUCCAGGACAUGCUGCCGGGGCUGGGCCAGAGAGAGUCCUGGGGGGAGCUGGGUAGCAGCGACACAGAGGACGGUAGUGGAGACUGCGACGAUGAGGACGGGUGUCAAGGAUCUGGAACUGGGGCAGUCAAGACCUUCACUGAUGGUCGACCAGGGGGGUCCAACAAUGAUAAGGCUGUAGGCAGUAACCCAGGAGGUCGUGCUCCCCCGGUGGUGAGGGUGAGAGGUGCAGGGUGCCCCCCUGCCUGCCUGUCUCUACCCAUGGCCCUCACCUUGAUCCUGGCCACGCUGGCUCUACAAUGGCGCCUGCUCUGAAAACACAGCAUAAUGCCACUACUGGCCUGGCCCCUCUACACACACAGUACAGACUAGUCUGUGGGGGGGGGGGGGGCAGUGUGGAUAAGGACAUUUGUAGGGGCGGAAAGGGAUUGUGUUGCCCCAUAGAGACGUGUGUGUGAACGAGCUCCUCACACACACUCAUACACAGGCAGAUUGUUCUGGUCCUCUGACUGCUGCUUCCUGUGUGUAUGCUGUGGACUGGAGUGUGUGUGUCCAGGCACUAGCCUCCCUCCACAGCUAUAUUGCUCUCUGCUUUAACAAUGCACUCAUAUCUCUAUCAGAGGAUGGACUACCACGCAGGACUUCUGGGCCUCAAUGUACAACACACACUCAUGCACAUGCUUGCACACACAAACACUAACACAGGCAAGCAUGCACACACACCCACACACACACACACACACACACACAAAAGACACGCUGGCACCCUUUAACACACACACACACACACACACACACACACACAACUGUAACCUUUCUGCUGCUGGUUUCUAUGUGGUCAGCUACAGAACUUGCCUCUGUAGACACUUUGCCUCUCUAGCCAAUCCUGUCCUGGGUUUUAAAGUCAUUGGGCAGAGUUCACUUAAUUUUAAAACUCUCAACUGUUUAUUUUAAUACAUUUAAGGAAUGCGUGCUAGAUUAAUAAAACAACCACCUUUUACCAGGCCAGCAUAGCUGAUUGGAUACGCUCUAAUGAUCAUAUAAGUGCCUUCAGAAAGUAUUCACACCUCUUUACUUUCACACGUUUUGUUGUGUUACAGCCUGAAUUUAAAGUUGAUUAAAUUGAGAUGUUGUGUCACUGGCCUUCACACAAUACCCUAUAAUGUCAAAGUGGAAUGAUGUUUUUAGACAUUUUUACAAAUUAAUAAAAAAUUAAAAGCUGAAAUGUCUUGAGUCAAUAAGUAUUCAAACCCUUUUGUUAUGGCAAGUCUAAAUAAGUUCAGGAGUAAACAUUUGCUUAACAAGUCACAUAAUAAGUUGCAUGGACAAUAAUAGGGUUUAUCAUGAUUUCUGAAUGACUACCACAUCUCUGUACUCCACACAUACAAUUAAAAAUUAUGUCCCUCAGUCGAGCAGCGAAUUUCAAACACAGAUUCAAACACAAAGACCAGGGAGGUUUCCAAUGCCUCGCAACGAAGGGCACCUAUUGGUAGAUGCCAAAAAAAGCAGAAAUUGAAUAUUCCUUUUGAGAAAACAUUAGGAUGGAUCAACAACAUUGUAGUUACUCCACAAUACUAAUCUAAAUAACAGAGUGAAAAGAAGGAAGCCUUUACAGAAUAUAAAUAUUCCAAAACAUACAUCCUGUUUUCAAUAAGGCACUGAAGUAAAACUUUAGUCCUGAAUACACAGUGUUGGGUUUAGGGCAAAUCCGACACCACACACCACUGAGUACCACUCUUCAUAUUUUCAAUCAUGGUGGUGGCUGCAUCAUGUUAUUGGUGUGCUUGUCAUCGGCAAGGAUAAGUAAUUUAAAACAAAUUUAAGAAACGGAAUAGAGGUAAGCACAGGCAUAAUCCUAGAGGAAAAACUGGUUCACUCUGAUUUCCAACAGACACUCUGAGAGACUUACCCAGAAAGACACACAGCUGUGAACGUUGCCAAAGUUGAUUCUAACAUGUAUUGACUCGGGUGUGAAUACUUAUGUAAAUUAUAUUUUUCUGUAUUUCAUUUUCAAUGUAUGUGCAAAAAUAUCUAAACCAUUUUCACUUUGUCAUUAUGGGGCAUUGUGGGUAGAUGGGUGAGAAAUAAGUAUGAUUUAGUCCAUUUUGAAUUCAGGUUGUAACAACAAAAUGUGGAAUAAUUCAAGGGGUAUGAAUACUUUCUGAAGGCACUGCAUGUCUAUGCAACCCUAGAAUGUGUGGAUUUCAUAGGUAGAGAAGGACACAGAAACACACACGUUCAUCAAACGAGGUGUGUGUGGUAUGUCCUGUAUAUAGAUUUGAUUGAGUAUAUUUAGAUAUCGAUAUAUUAAACUCUCCCAACAGAAGCCCUUAAUCGAUAGAGUUGAAUGGAUGAACUGUGCUUGUCACCCUAUUGUAUGAAAAGCAAUGCAAUAAUAUCAGAGAUGUAUUUUGUAUAACGACUAUAGCAGGAAUGUACAAGCAUCUUUUUUAUAUUGCUUGCUAUAUGAAGUGUUAACAACUUUUUUUUCACCAGAAAUCAUUGGUCAAAGCCUGUUUGUACGUUGUUGAUUUACUAUUGUUUAUCAUUUUGUCCAGGUUUGUGUGUGAUUUGCUCUUUGAAUUGCGCAUUUGCAUGCUUAUCGUUGUUUUGUUACGUUAGUAACUUGUAAUAUUAUACUGUAUUACAUUGUGAUAUUAUGUUACUUCUUAAUGCUUUUAACAACCUGGUACUUAAUGCCAUAGUAUCCUGAAUCUCUCUCGCUCUGCCUAUCGCUCUCUUUUCUAUAACCCAAUCAAUCACUUUAUUUCUGUUUUGACAAUGUGAUCAAAGGAUGUUCUAGAUUAGAAUUCUGGGCCAUAACAUGAGCAACCAACAGCACAGCUAGCUAUCAGAAUAAAAAAAGCAACAACGAUGUAA